UGUUUCUGAGGAGGGAGCCCAGGCCAGGAGCUCUGGCGGUUGGCAGGGGAGGAAAGAUGAACUCCGGGGAGCUCCGGCCAGGGGAGCAGGCCCCGACCGAGGCCGGGGCAGAGCGGGAACUGCCGCGGCUGGAGCUGAGCUCAGAGGAGGCCCUGGGAGCCAGGACAGAGGGGCCUCGCGCCCCACAAGCCCGGGGGCGCCUGCUGCAAGCUGCGUGGAGGGCACCGGACCUGGUGACAAAGCUGCCGCGUCGAGGGGCCAGUGUGGGGGAGAGGUCAUGGAGGUGCUGCUUGCCCACGGGGCAGACCCCAGCCUCAACGACAGGCACAGCUGCUCUGCGCUCCACAGGGCUGCUGCCGGUGGUCACCUGCCCGCCGCCCGGCUGCUAGCGGCCUGGGGAGCCCAGGUGGACGCUCCAGACUCACUGGGCCUCACACCCCUGCACCAUGCUGCUCGUGGAGGCCAUGCAGGGGUGG
Suricata suricatta (meerkat) is the source of this 476-nucleotide messenger RNA. It is a transcript of the gene ANKRD65, whose product is annotated as ankyrin repeat domain 65. NCBI's taxonomy places the organism in Eukaryota, Metazoa, Chordata, Mammalia, Carnivora, Herpestidae. The record is from RefSeq and is a predicted model, not a curated record.